UCUUGUGACUCAAGCGCACAUCCACCUCUAAAACAUCUGAGAGGGGAUUUUUCUGUAGCUAAUUUCCCCCCUCCUCUCAACAACCACCCCCCAACCCUUAAUUUCCAUAGUCUUCUUGUAAAAGUCUUUACCCGGAGACAAAAGACACCUUUAAACAAGAAAACCUUCCAGUGAAAGAAGUCUCCGCAGCCAAUCUGAAUACUACUGCUACAGAGACUAGUGGUUGUGAAUCGAUAGAAAUGUCUACUGAAGCCAUAUCCUCUUCUGCGUCAGUCCAGGAAACCGCAGCCGGUGCCAUGGGAGAACCUUGUGAUUCUGCUACAGAAGUAACGUCCUCUGGGCAGAUGGCUAUGGAGCCUUCUUCCACCAGCUGCUGCAGUGAGAAAUCGGUCUGCACUUUCUACCUAGAGGGAAAAUGUCGUUUUGGAGAGAACUGCUUCAACCUGCAUCCGAGAGGGGUCGUAGUGGAGGAGAAGAAGAGUUCGCCGAAGGAGGAAAGGAAGAAGAAAAACGGUAAAAAGAAGAAAACUCGUCUGGAGUGGGAGAAAGAAGAAGAAGAAGAACCUGGUAAGAAGCCUUCCAUGAAGACAGCUGGGGACGUCAGAAAGAGAAUCCAGUGGGACUCCGAUCUCAGGAAGGAGCAUUUCGUGGUGGGCUACCUGGACCGAUUCGUGGGCGUCGUGGAGAAGCCUUUCACUGCAUUCACUUGGGAACAUUUAGCUACUGUAGACAUUGACCAGCUGGCCAUUCCCCAACACAGGAUCCAGUACUUCAAAUACAGAGGAGUUAAAGUCUGGGACAAGAAUGAAAGGCUGGACAAUGUCUUCGGCAGCACCGGAAGCAACAUCACUAUCCAGGAUGUGAUGCUGGAAGUUGACGAAGACGUCGAGGGGAGGCGACAGACCUACGACACUGACGAUUCUGAUUCGGACGACGAUGGAAUUGUCAUCUGCACAGGAGACACAGCUGCGAUCAAAGAAGCUGUUCAGGCUGAGAAACAAGAGUACGACCAACUCCGAGCUUCCCACUUCCUCUGCAUCAGACUCUAUAAUGAAGAGUUGAAGAACAUUGCACUGGAAGUUCAGGAGAACAUUAUAGAACAAGAGCCAGUGCUGAGGAGCUGUGCAAUGCCCACAGAACUCUUCCAUGUCACUCUGGCUAUGAUUCGCAUAGACGACCCAGAGGCCAUGACAGAGCUCAUUGAGCUCUUGCAGGCUCUUCGUCCAAAGCUUCAAGAAUUGGUGGCUGAUCAGAAGCAGAACCAGAUCUUCGCCAAAGGUCUGUCAACCUUCGGGGCGAGAGUUCUAUACUGUAAGUUGGAGGUGCCCGAAGCCUUUUCCAGGAUGGUGGAGAUGCUCCACCGGUCUUUGGAGGAGAUAGAGGGAGUAGUCAUCACAAACCACUUUGACUUUAUUCCUCACAUGACUCUGAUGAAAGUGAACCGCGUCAUUGCUCGCGAGAGGAGAAGCAAAUACCUCAACUCCAUCCUCUACAGUGAUUACAUAGACAAGGAGUUUGGGUUCAUUCCCAUCAAUAACAUCAACCUGUGUAUCAUUGAUGACAGGAGAGGAUAUGACGGAUUCUACCUCACCUGUCAAAAAAUUCAGUUAUGAUUUAUUUUCCUUUCUGAGUGACAAAAGUACAAAGUUUGUGUGAUG
Macrobrachium nipponense is the source of this 1658-nucleotide messenger RNA. RefSeq lists its product as uncharacterized. The transcript has a single exon. NCBI's taxonomy places the organism in Eukaryota, Metazoa, Arthropoda, Malacostraca, Decapoda, Palaemonidae. The record is from RefSeq and is a predicted model, not a curated record. Gene Ontology annotation, molecular function: metal ion binding. The coding region runs from base 240 to 1613 and encodes 457 amino acids.